CCUUCGACGUCAUACCCGCACAAUACGCAGAGUAGUUCAAGCUAGAAUCUUGAUUUAGAAAGUUGAUUACAGUUAUCAUGUGAAGCAAAGGGCAAGAAAUGUAUGAAGUGAACUAACGACGAAUGACGCAGUGAGUCACGAGACACGAUUUUAAUGAGAUAUUUGAUGUGUCUAUCAGUUACACGGGAGUCGCUUGCUAAACUGACGACGUGAUGGCUGCUAACUUCCUGAUACGCUUCGUCGUUGUUACCACCGUCUGUGCGUUGCUUUACGGCGGAGACGUCGAGAGCGCUGGGGGUGGACACAAAGAAGGUGGCGCCGGGGCCGCACACUCGUACCCCGAACUUACAAAACUUCUCAAGGGAGCGUCCCUCACUUUUAGAGGAAAGGUGGUUAAUUUAAACAGGCUUGAUAGUACUACAGCGAACGAUCUGCUGAAGAACUAUUUCUCAGAAGAUGGAUUGGAGGCCGGACUGGAACGAAUCGUUAGAUUGGCAGCUGUCAAUCACCAGAUAGCGAUACAGAAAGGACUGGAGGUGGAUAGUUUUGAAAUUGACGAGCUGGCGUCAGAUGAAAACAUAAGAAUUCUAGAAGACAUGGAUGAACUCGAGAGUACCGUCAAUGACAACAAAGAGUCAAAUGACGGAGAAACCCAUCGAGAUAAACGAAGCGUUUCCAUAGGAACGGAUCAUAACAAAUGGCCGAACACCACCAUAGCCGUGGUGAUACCCGACGUAUACAGUAAGUUGUUUUAAAAUUAUUUUUUAAGCACGUUAUUCUGGGCCCACAUUUCAGCUAAAUGGGCUGUCUGUCCACAACAGAGAGAAAAGAAUGUAUGAGGUGUGCACUAACUCUGGGUUGAAAUACAAACACAGACUAAAACAAAACCCGUUAAAUUUAUAUUAUAUACUAA
This is a messenger RNA of Gigantopelta aegis, 913 nucleotides long. RefSeq lists its product as uncharacterized. Lineage: Eukaryota; Metazoa; Mollusca; Gastropoda; Neomphalida; Peltospiridae. The coding region runs from base 213 to 755 and encodes 180 amino acids. The transcript is spliced from 4 exons. The record is from RefSeq and is a predicted model, not a curated record.